Messenger RNA from Salarias fasciatus (jewelled blenny), 1393 nucleotides. RefSeq lists its product as uncharacterized. NCBI's taxonomy places the organism in Eukaryota, Metazoa, Chordata, Actinopteri, Blenniiformes, Blenniidae. The record is from RefSeq and is a predicted model, not a curated record. The transcript has 11 exons. Bases 624 to 1250 code for a protein of 208 amino acids.
AGCUCGUCCUCUCUGUGUCUCCAUCAUGGUUGAUUCCUGGAGCUUCAGUCACUCUGAUCUGUCACACUGAGCCUCCGUCAGCAGGGUGGAGCUUCUACUGGUUCAAAGCUGUUCCAAACUCUCAGGAUUCCUACACCUAUGAGCCUCUACCUGGUACCAGCAGUGGGACAGCAAACAAUUCCUUCACAGUUCAUGGACAGACACACACAGCAGGAUAUGCAUGUUCAGCUGGACGAGGGGAUCCGCCGAUUUACACACAACACAGUCGUCCCACAUUCGUCUGGUCUUCAGGUGUUCAUCCAUCAGCGUCUCUCACAGUGAAUCCUGACAGAGUCCAACACUUCACCUCUGAAUCUCUCUCACUGACAUGUGAAGGAAGCUCUUCCCAGUGGAGGCUGAUCCGCUUUCUGACUGACGACUCGCUGUUGAGCUUUCUUCCUCCAGCUACAAUCAAUGGAUCAACAUAUAUUAAGAAUGAGGCUCCAAGAAAAGCUGUGUACUGGUGUGAGUCUGGAACAGAGUUCAGCAACGCAGUCAAUAUCUCCACACACUCUGAUGGCGUUAUCCUGGUGAGCCCUGUGUAUCCUGUACCUGUGGGAGAGUCUGUAACUCUCCUCUGUGUCAUGAAGACUGGAAAUAUUCCCUCUGAUGUGUUUUUCUACAAAAAUAACAAACUCAUUGAAAAUGAGAGACGAGGAGAGAUGAAGAUCUCUGCAGUGUCAGAAUCAGAUGAAGGUUUCUACAAGUGUCAGUACAAUGGAAGAGAAUCAGCACAAAGCUGGAUGGCUGUUCAGUUCACAUCCAGGCCUGGAAGCUCUUCAUCUGGCUCUCUGAUGAUCAUUCGGUGGAUUUGUGGAGUUUUCCUGCUGAUUGUUCUGCUGCUGCUGUUGUGUUUCUACAAUGGAUCAAAAGAUUCAUGCUUCAACAGGUCUCAAAGUUCACAGCAGAGCCAAACUACAGACCACAGCAGCAACCAGCUGGAAGAUCAAUGCAACACAUACGCUUCUCCGAUCCAAGCUGAUGAUAAUCCCUAUGAGACAAUCCAAGAGACUGAUUCUCCUGACAGAGAUGAGUCCAGGAAUGUGACGUAUUCUUCAAUGGAGCUUCAGGAGGUCAAGAAGGGGAAGAAGCAGAAACCAGAAGAGGGCAGCAUUUAUCCUGAAGUGAAGACCACAUCAUGGACAGAUUCCAGUGUGACCUCUGCACAAGUACACUCCAAUGAAAGUCAAGACAACAGGAGUCAAAGUUGAAUGAGGAGACUUCAUCACCACCACCAACAGAGAACUGCUUCCAGAUUUAUGGAGAGUCUCCACAAUGUCUAUACUGAGGAAGGUGGAAAAGAGGGAAACACUCUGAUCUAUACUUCUCUGAUCUGAUCAAUUAUCCCUUUGAA